UCGAGUGGAUCAAUGCACUGCAAGCAGCUCGCGGUGUCCACAACGUAAACACCUCCACAGCGCCUGCUACACUCCUUUGACCCGACAGCGGUUGAAUCCCUUUUCUAUUGCGUAAAAUGACGGUUAUACUGUAUAAAGGACACAGUCGAGAAAACUCGCCGGUCCGUCACCCCGAGAUCAACGUGUACUCCAACGUGGACGGCAAACGCUACAUGAAUGAGAGCCACGUGCGAAGGCAGCUGGUGAAGCAGCUGGUGUCACCUGUGAAGUGGGAGCAAACUCUGCACAAGAUCUACGAGAGGACGCAGGGAAGGAAGUUCCCCCACACCUACGAGGUCGGCCCCGGAAAGCAGCUCGGCGCCACACAAAAGUUCAAAAGUGUAACAUGAAGGCCUUCAAAACAACAUCGCCUUACAUCAAAACCCAUGUGUCCUAAAAAGGAGGGAGCGCUGGCAAGCAAUGAGUUCAUCUCUAAAUUCAAGAUAAGAG
Molecule: messenger RNA, 489 nt
Organism: Perca flavescens (yellow perch)
Lineage: Eukaryota; Metazoa; Chordata; Actinopteri; Perciformes; Percidae
Product: malonyl-CoA-acyl carrier protein transacylase, mitochondrial-like
Exons: 3
Coding region: 117-389 (90 amino acids)
Molecular function (GO): transferase activity
Source: RefSeq, a predicted model, not a curated record